AUGGGACAACAGAAUUUGAUCUACAGCUUCGUCGCUCGUGGCACGGUGAUUCUCGCCGAGUACACUGAGUUCAAAGGGAAUUUCACUUCCGUCGCUGCACAGUGCCUCCAGAAGCUUCCUUCUUCGAACAACAAGUUCACCUACAAUUGCGACGGCCACACCUUCAAUUACCUCGUCGAAAAUGGCUUCACCUAUUGUGUUGUUGCUGUUGAAUCCGUUGGGAGGCAGAUUCCAAUGGCCUUCUUGGAGCGAGUUAAGGAAGAUUUCAACAAGAGAUAUGGUGGUGGAAAGGCUACCACUGCUCAACCCAACAGCUUGAACAAAGAGUUUGGGUCUAAACUGAAGGAGCAUAUGCAGUACUGUGUGGAUCAUCCUGAAGAGAUUAGCAAACUUGCCAAGGUUAAGGCUCAGGUGACUGAGGUGAAAGGUGUUAUGAUGGAGAACAUUGAGAAGGUCCUUGACCGUGGUGAGAAAAUUGAGCUACUAGUGGACAAAACUGAGAACCUUCGUUCGCAGGCACAAGAUUUCAGAACGCAAGGAACGAAGAUAAGAAGAAAGAUGUGGUUUGAGAACAUGAAGAUUAAGCUUAUAGUCCUCGGCAUCAUCAUUGCCUUGAUUCUCAUCAUCAUCCUCUCGGUUUGUCAUGGCUUCAAGUGUACCUAA
Molecule: messenger RNA, 663 nt
Organism: Thlaspi arvense
Lineage: Eukaryota; Viridiplantae; Streptophyta; Magnoliopsida; Brassicales; Brassicaceae
Source: the annotation of a GenBank genome assembly